AUGGCCAUUUGGUUAAAUGCCUUGACUCUAAUCUCUGCAGUUGUUGCAACGUCCAAGAAGAAUGCCUGUGUCUCUCUGGUGUUUGCUUUCCUUUAUAAGGUAGUUCAGGUGUUUUCUGAGUAUUUUAAAGAGCUGGAAGAAGAAAGUAUUCGUGAUAAUUUUGUUAUAAUCUAUGAGCUACUUGAUGAGCUAAUGGACUUUGGUUACCCACAGACUACAGACAGCAAGAUCCUGCAGGAGUACAUCACACAGGAAGGUCAUAAGCUGGACACUGGGGCUCCCCGUCCACCAGCAACAGUUACUAAUGCUGUAUCUUGGAGAUCAGAGGGGAUUAAGUAUCGGAAAAAUGAAGUGUUUCUCGACGUUAUUGAAUCUGUCAACCUAUUGGUUAGUGCUAAUGGAAAUGUGUUACGUAGUGAAAUAGUAGGCUCUAUCAAAAUGAGAGUAUUUCUAUCGGGCAUGCCAGAGUUGAGGCUUGGUCUAAAUGACAAAGUGUUGUUUGAAAACACAGGCCGAGGGAAAAGCAAAUCUGUGGAAUUGGAAGACGUGAAAUUUCACCAAUGUGUACGUCUCUCUAGAUUUGAAAAUGACAGAACCAUUUCUUUCAUUCCCCCUGAUGGAGAGUUUGAGUUGAUGUCCUACCGUUUGAACACACAUGUCAAGCCUCUGAUCUGGAUCGAGUCAGUGAUUGAGAAGCACUCCCACAGUCGAAUAGAGUACAUGAUUAAGGCAAAAAGUCAGUUCAAACGUAGGUCGACAGCCAACAAUGUUGAGAUCCACAUUCCAGUCCCAAACGAUGCAGACUCGCCCAAGUUUAAGACCACGGUGGGUAACGUGAAGUGGGUGCCAGAAAGCAGUGAAAUAGUGUGGUCAAUCAAGUCAUUUCCGGGUGGGAAGGAAUAUCUGAUGAGAGCGCACUUUGGGCUCCCUAGUGUGGAAGCUGAAGACAAGGAGGGAAAGCCACCCAUCAGUGUGAAGUUUGAAAUUCCCUACUUUACCACUUCAGGAAUACAGCUUUUUGAUGGCGAGCCUUCCAAGUUUCCAUCCUCAGCCCUGACAUCCGUAUCUGUUGGUAGUGCACUCGUCUUUGAAUCGCGAGCUCCUAGUUCCAAGAGUGUGAGCUGAAAAUUUGAGACUAUGUAUACAUCGGCCAUUGUGUUUCUUACACUAGACCAGUUAUUACAUUUAAAACAAAAAAUGUUUUGAGACACCUGGUAGUCAUGAAAAACACUAUACAAAUCUACGUUUUUCUUUCUUGUGUGAAGAAAUUUGCAGAAACAUUGUGUCAUUUAUAUGUUUAUAAUAUGUUGAUAAUAUAUAAUAUGUAAUUUAUGUAUCCGCACAAAGAAACUUAAAGCAUUUCACAGUGAUUGUCACUUGUCCAGUCUAGUCAAGCAAUUCAGACCAAGAGCUUGGGACUCUUGUACAUUAAUCUACCUUAAUGUAGACUGUGGCCAGGGCUUCAUGGCAGUAACAAAGUUUGA
Molecule: messenger RNA, 1484 nt
Organism: Rhincodon typus (whale shark)
Lineage: Eukaryota; Metazoa; Chordata; Chondrichthyes; Orectolobiformes; Rhincodontidae
Product: AP-1 complex subunit mu-1
Exons: 9
Coding region: 1-1125 (374 amino acids)
Biological process (GO): vesicle-mediated transport; intracellular protein transport
Cellular component (GO): clathrin-coated vesicle; clathrin adaptor complex
Molecular function (GO): clathrin-cargo adaptor activity
Source: RefSeq, a predicted model, not a curated record